CGGGCCGGCGCCGCAGUCCGCGCGAGGCGCCGCCGCCGGCUCGUUGUCUGCGCCAGUCCCACGCUCCGAGCCCCGCGACCACGCGAUCAUUGUCUUUGUUUAUUAUCAGACGCAGCCUCGUACUCUGCAACAGCUGUUCCGCGAGCUGACUUCACAUUGUGUUCAGUUUAAGUGGUGUGUGUGCGCCUAGUGUUGUGUGAUCAGGUGAUCAGCUGUGAGCUCAGUUAGUGUGGAGCAUCCCAUGAACCCGUGAGGUGUCGGUGCGCGCCCCGCCCGGCCCGGCCAUGGCGGCCACCGCGCGCCGGGAGCUCGACACGGGCGAGGAGGACAUCGCCGCCAUCGCCAAACAGAUCUCCGACCACGCCGAGGCCAUCUACCAGACGUGGAAAGCGCGCGGCCUCGCGCCCACCGAGAUCCUCUCCUGCAGGCCCGCGCCCGGCAUCAAGCUCUCGGAGAACAUUCGGGCGAAGCCCAAGCCGGAACCUAAACCCGAUCUCAAACAGAGACCGGAAAUCAGAAGAGAUCCGAGGCCGGAACAGCGCGUAGAGGCGCGCCGGGAGCCGAGACCCGAGGGCCGCCGGGAGCAGAGAGUGGAGCCCGAGGAGGGCGAGACCAUAGAGGUGAUCCUGCCGCCGGACCUGGUGCCGGAGCGCGGCGGCGGCGGGGCGGCGCGGCGGGACCCGGCCGCCAUGCGCCUGGAGCUGGCGCGCGAGGAGGAGCGGCUGCUGCGCGCGCUGCGCACGGGCGGCGUGGUGGCCGAGCGCACGGCCGAGCGCCCCGACGUGGUGCCGGCGCUGUCGCUCGUCGACUACGCCAAAAGUCGCUACCAGGACCGGCUGGACGGCGGCGCCCGCAAGCCCGCCAGCGGCAGCAGCAGCAGCGGAGGCGGCGGGGAGCGGCGCUCCUCGCUGGGCUCGCACGUGACGGAGGCCCGCUCCAAGUUCGAGGCACGCGCGCGGCGCGCGUCCAGCGCGGGCGCCGGCGAGCCCGCGGCGGCGGCGGCGGCGGCCGGGGGCGCCGCGCCCGUCAGACCCUUCCUCACGCGAGGCUCGGUCGCCGAGAGAGUACUCAUGUUUGAGAAGUGUCCCAGUGAAGCUACUCUAGAACUUGCCAAACGAAAGGUGCCAGCUGCGACCACGUGGCGAGGACCACACGAUGUCAUCAACAGAGCACAGAGCUAUGCGGCAUCAGCGCCCCCGAAGCCGCAGUCGGCGCCCCCGCACACGACGCUGCAGCGCUCCGUGCGGGGGGCGGCGGACCGCGGCGCCCCCGCGCGCGUCAUCCCCCGCUUCCACUUCCCCAAGGGCCGGCCGCCCCCCGGACACCAGCAGGAUCACGCGGUGCACAAAGUGCAGUCCGCGUUUGCCACCUUCCCUAAUAGUCAGGUGCCGCGGGAGAGCUUCAAGCACAUCGUGAAGGCGUGCGAGUGCCCGCUCUACUGGAAGAUGCCGCUGUUCCUGUGCACGCAGCCGUCGCUGCACGCGCCCGUCGACGGACACAAGUUCAUAGACUUCUGGAGAGAAAUGACGUCGCAAUGCCACGACCAGGCGUCCCGCUUCGUGUACAUCCUGACCCGCGGCAAGGCGGACACGCUCGCGCCCGAGGACUUCGUGCCGCUGGUGCAGGACGUGGUGGACACGCACCCCGGCCUGUCCUUCCUCAAGGAGGCCACCGAGUUCCACUCCAGAUACGUACAUACUGUGAUCGCUAGGAUAUUCUACUGCGUGAACCGCUCGUGGUCGGGGCGCAUCUCGCUGCCGGAGCUGCGGCGCUCCUCGCUGCUGCAGGUCAUCCAGCUGCUGGAGGACGAGGAGGACAUCAACCAGGUCACGCAGUUCUUUAGCUACGAACAUUUCUACGUGAUAUACUGCAAGUUCUGGGAGCUGGACCGCGACCACGACCUGUUCAUCGACCGACAUGACCUCGCGCGGCACAACGACCACGCGCUAUCCUCGCGCAUGAUCGAGCGGGUGCUCUCCGGCUGCGUGACGCGAGGGAACCAGAACCGCCUGACGCCGGACGGGGAGCCCCGGAUGUCGUACACCGAGUUCGUCUGGUUCCUGCUGGCUGAGGAGGACAAGCAGCAUCCUACUGCGAUAGAGUAUUGGUUCAGGUGCAUGGACAUAGACGGCGACGGGUACUUGUCCAUGUACGAGCUGGAGUACUUCUACGAGGAGCAGAUGACGCGCAUGGAGGCCAUCGGCAUCGAGACGCUGCCCUUCACCGACUGCUUGUGCCAGAUGCUGGACAUGGUGCACCCGGCCGUGGACGGGCGCAUCACCCUCACGGACCUGCGCCGCUGCAAGCUCACGCCGAUCUUCUUCGACACGUUCUUCAACCUGGAGAAGUACCUGGACCACGAGCAGCGCGACCCCUUCGCGACCCAGCGGGACUCCGACUGCGAGAUGUCGGAGUGGGACCGGUUCGCAGCCGAGGAAUACGAGCUACUGGUGGCUGAAGAGGGCGGCAGCGACGCACAGGACCAAAUCUCGUACGAUGAGGACGAGGAGUGCCUGUCGCCCAACGUGGAUGACGUCACGCACACCGACACCGUGGACGAGUCCAGCGUGGAGGAGUCCACGCUGAGCGACGCCGCCCCCCGCGCGCACUCCGCCCCCGCCGCCCCCGCCGCCGCGCGCAACCACGUCACCACGCACACGCCCGGCUACGUCAACCUGCGCUCCAUCUACUCCAUCGGCUCCAACGGACACGACGCAGACAAGAACGGCUACCCGGAGAAAAAAGCACUUCCUGAGAAGCCGGUGCCUCCAGAGAAGCCCGUGAGCCUCAUGAUGAUGAACGAGAAAGCGGAGCGCGGCGCGGCGCCCGGCAACAACAGCUUCCUGUACUCGCAGCUGCUGGCCGGCCGCCGCGACCCGCCGCCCUACGCCGCCGCCGCCGCCGCGCUCUUCGACAGCCACGACGCCAAGCGCGACGCCACCUCCCCGAGCAAGGCCAAGUCGCCCUUCUCCAGCCCCGUCAACGGAAUGAACAAGAUCUCGGACAACUACGAGCGCGCGGUGGCGGAGCGGCUGAGCCCUGCGCGCUCGCCGGCGCGCGGCGUGUUCAGCCAGGUGCACACGGGCGUGGUGGGGGGCGCGGGGGGCCGGAGGCGUCGCGACGACGACGACGACGACUACGCGCGCGACAGCGACGAGUGCUCCAUAUAGACGCGCCGCUGCUGCCGCGCGCAGUGACGUCACACCCGGACUAUCGAACGUACAGUGAACACCAAAGAUCACGCUAGUAUGUGCAAUUCGUAACGGUACUAAAGACUUCUUAGCCGCGGUUUUUAAUUUAUGGACAUUUGAAAUAGAGAAACUAUUUUUGCAUCGUGUCCUAGUGAGUGGUGCGUGCCUUGGACGGUCGCUGCAUGGUGGCCGCGGGGGCGAGCGGGACCUCAGAGCGAGACGACACUAUUCUUGUAACAUUUAGAGACUAGUUCCAGCAUUUUUAUUUACUGUUCAUUUUAAGGCGUUUUGUUACUAAUUGUACAUACCUAAUUAGCCAGUAAACUUUGUCUCAAAUGUCGCAGGCAUAUCAAUAAUAUCUGACCUUGUUUUACUGUUUGUUGUGAUCUAUUUAUAAAUUUAUUUGAACUCAUAUUCUUUAUAGUUCUAUCGAACUAUAUCCGUCACGAACUCAUAUCAUUGUAAUCACUUGCCAUCCAUGGAACAAAAUUAAUAGAUAUUUAUGAAAUAUUUGUUCACCUCAUCAUUAUUAUGUCUACCUAUUAUUGAAAUCUGUGGUAAUACUUAUACAUUACAGUAUAAAUAUCUCGUGCACUUAAAUUCCCAAAAAAUAACGUUACCUUUGUGCUAACGUGCAUUUUGAAUAAAAAAUAAUAUUUUUUUACUCAGUGGACAGAUAAAUCAGAAAACACGCACAGAAAUACAUAUUAGGAAAUAUUUUUGAUAAAGGGCUAAAGUAGUGUUACUAUUAGAUAUUUAACGACUCGAAUUGAUUUAUUCGGUAUAACUUACAAUAACAUCAAGUUUUAAAUAUGGCGCAGUGGUUAAGUAGUUUUAAAGUUAGUUAAAAGUGUAAAUUUGCUUUUAGACAAGGCUAGUUAGACCUAACUAUCUUACACUCUAGUCUACGGGUGCUGGUUUAGAAAGAUACCAAUUUUUCCUCAUAAUUUGUUGUCUCUUGCGAUAUUGAGUACCUACACUUAUUAAUGAAUUUAAAAUUAAUACUAAAAUAAAACGAUUAGUGCAUGUUUUAAUAUAUUUAAAUGUAUGAUGUUACAUGCAUAUAAAAACCAUUGUCUCUUGUGCCUCUAGUUUUUUUUAAAUCUGAUAACUCUAAUUAUAAUUAUACUUACUGUUGUUCAAGUUGGUUUAGUUUACGUAAUUUUAAGGCUAGUCAUUUCUUCCAAGUGCUCUCGCAAGGGGAGGUGGAGCUUACACUACUUUUAAUAUUUUAUUUACAUUUUACAAUGUGCGAUGGCCCACUAACACUUACCAAGUAUUAACCAAAAUAAUUGUUUAGACCUUAACAAAUUUUAAGUAUGUUGUUAUUAAAACUUAAUUUUAUCAAAAUUACUUAUACUACGGUAUGUUUAAAUACCUUUAAUUUUUAAUGUUACGUGUUUUAAUUAUUAGCUAUAAGUUAAAUUAAUGUUUGAUAAUUUAGAGGGUACUUUUUAGUCUUACGUAGUUACCGAAUUUUACCUAGAGUUUGAUUAAAUUAGACUAUUGUUCAUAUCUAUAACAAUUUUACUAUUAAAAUAAAACAAUUAUACCUAUAUCUUUGACCAGUGUAGACCUGUAUUAAGUGUUUUGUGUGUAGGUGAGGUGUAGGUAUGAAGUCCUUUAAUGGCACGACCACACGACUCAUGGAAUCUAUCGAGUAAAAUCUGAAAAAUGAAAGAAAACAACUUGACAUUACACCAUCGUAUAAUCUUGCAUUUUUUAUUUAUAUUGCAAGUGUUUGAGUAGCUGAUGGCGCCUUAUAAAUUCGAAUCAAGCUACGGCUAAAGAAUAUAAAAUAUAAUAUCUAAAAUUAAUUUUACUUUCAACAAAAAUAUGUGCGUAUGGCCAUUAUUUAAAGCAUAAGGAUCCUGAUAUCCUGUGCACGUGUUAGUUGUGAUGUAUACCUACCUAAUUCCAGUGUGUUUCAGUUUUGAUUAAUAUACCUGUUUUAAAAACCGAUUUAUUACUUAAUUAAAUACUUAUUGACUUAACUUUGAUUGUAGAUACACUGAAAGAGCCACUAGUAGUAUGGGAUGUAUACUGUACGUAACUACCUAAUCAAGGCCUCAUUUUAAAUUAACGGCAAUACUUAGUUAAAAUUUUAUUUCUUGUUAAGUAUGUAAACUAACUUCCUAUAUUCGUUUAAUAAUAAACAGAUAAGUAGGUAACUCAUGUAGACUCAUAGAGACAUGCCUAUUAGUGCGACUGGUACCUUUUGGUUUUCAUUGCGCCGUCGCGGCAUAUGUAUAGCAAAUUGUAAGAUUUUUUACAAGUAUUAGCAAUGAUUAGAGGUACCUAUUGUUAAGUAUCCUAAUAAAGUACAUUAUUGUAUUUA
This is a messenger RNA of Plutella xylostella (diamondback moth), 5529 nucleotides long. RefSeq names its product serine/threonine-protein phosphatase 2A regulatory subunit B'' subunit delta. The record is from RefSeq and is a predicted model, not a curated record. Gene Ontology annotation, cellular component: protein phosphatase type 2A complex. Gene Ontology annotation, biological process: protein dephosphorylation. Gene Ontology annotation, molecular function: protein phosphatase regulator activity; calcium ion binding. Lineage: Eukaryota; Metazoa; Arthropoda; Insecta; Lepidoptera; Plutellidae.